Scleropages formosus (Asian bonytongue) is the source of this 3506-nucleotide messenger RNA. Its product is annotated as LARGE xylosyl- and glucuronyltransferase 2. Gene Ontology annotation, cellular component: Golgi apparatus. NCBI's taxonomy places the organism in Eukaryota, Metazoa, Chordata, Actinopteri, Osteoglossiformes, Osteoglossidae. Gene Ontology annotation, biological process: protein O-linked glycosylation via mannose. Gene Ontology annotation, molecular function: xylosyltransferase activity; glucuronosyltransferase activity. The record is from RefSeq and is a predicted model, not a curated record. The transcript is spliced from 15 exons. The coding region runs from base 493 to 2757 and encodes 754 amino acids.
GCGAGGACGCGCUCCCUGCGCUCGGAUCUCCCAUCUCCAUCCCGGUGUGGGCCGUCCUCGCAGCAACCGCCCCCUUCCGCUCUCUAGCUGCCGUCUCUUUCAGCUAUUUUUAGUGAUUUAUAUGCGUUCCCAGGAUGACGGGAACGCUGCCCGGAUGAGACCGUGUGGAUGUACGACGCGUCCGGCUGCGAUCCCCCCCCCCUCCGCCAAGGCUCGCUUCCUCACCUCUGAGCGACGAGUGAGUGACUCGAACCCGCGGCCGCACCUGGCUGGCGGGACGUGGGACGGAUGAGAAGGAAGGGAAGCGGGUCGUCUUUUAGUCUCCCUCACUUUCAGUGACUUGGUUGGAAUCGGGCUUUCGUCGGGGCAAAAAAGCGCACUUAAAGACCCCAGAAGGGGCGGCGGCUGAGACCAGAGGAUGCUGCUACAAGCUGGAAUGGGACUGAGCCCCACCUGAACACUUUCCUGUCCUUUUACCCUCAACUUCCCACAAUGCCCUGCCUUUGCCGUGGGAAACUGAAGCUGCUGGCUGUAUCUGCAACAUUUAUGGCACUUCUAACAUGGCUUUACCUCUGGGUUGGGAAAUUAGAGAAUGGGCGGUCCUUGCUGCUCUCCCCCUGCCCCUUAGACCAGUCCGAGCCACGGUACCUGGAGCGGGACCUGCUGGAGUCUCGGGUGCGGGAGAUGGAGGAAGAAAACCAGCAGCUGCGACUGCAGCUGAGCCAAUCGCAGGUGGCGGCCGUGCAAGGACAGGACGGGAGCUACGGGAAUGCGCAGUGGGUCGCGUCCGCCGACACGGGCCCCGAGGACGGAGAGAACACAGCGGAGGAGAGGAGUACCCAAAAGGGCAACCACACCACUUGUGCCAGACGGCCCAUGGUGGAGAAGUGUGAGCUCAUCCAUGUGGCGUGUGUGUGUGCCGGCCACAACGCCAGUCGGGACGUGGUCACUCUGGUCAAGUCCAUCCUUUUCCACAGGAGGAACCCCCUUCACUUCCACUUCAUCACGGAUGCCGUGGCCCACCAGAUCCUCAGCUCCCUCUUCCAGUCAUGGAUGGUGCCCUCCGUGCAGGUCAGCUUCUACGACGCGGAGGAGCUGAAGUCAGAAGUGGCUUGGAUCCCUAACAAGCAUUACUCAGGGAUAUAUGGCCUGAUGAAGCUCCCCCUGACCAAAGCCCUUCCUUCUGACCUCACCAAAGUCAUCGUUCUGGACACGGACAUCACCUUUGCCACUGACAUCGCUGAGCUCUGGGCCAUCUUCAGAAAAUUUACAGACAAGCAAGUGAUUGGGUUGGUGGAGAACCAGAGCGACUGGUACCUCGGGAACCUGUGGAAGAACCAUAAGCCUUGGCCAGCCUUGGGGCGCGGGUUCAACACAGGGGUCAUCCUGCUGCUCCUGGAGCGGCUGCGCAGGAUUGGCUGGGAGCAGAUGUGGAGGCUGACUGCGGAGAGGGAGCUCAUGAGCAUGUUGUCCACCUCGCUCGCAGACCAGGACAUUUUCAACGCGUUUAUAAAACAGAACCCAGUCCUGGUGCACCAGUUGCCCUGUUUCUGGAACGUCCAGCUAUCUGACCACACCCGCUCAGAGCAGUGCUACACGGAGGUGUCCGACCUCAAGGUUAUCCACUGGAACUCCCCCAAGAAGCUGCGGGUGAAAAACAAACACGUGGAGUUCUUCCGCAACCUCUACCUGACCUUCUUGGAGUACGACGGCAACCUCCUGCGCAGGGAGCUCUUUGGCUGCCCCAGCCAGCCCAGCGCCGACAGCCUUCGAGUACAGAGUGCACUGGAAGACUUGGAUGAGGACGACCAGUGCUAUGAUUUCCGCCGUGAGCGGAUCACAGUGCACCGCCUGCACCUCUACUUCUUGCAGUAUGAGUAUGUCCCCACAGAUGAAAGCGUGGACAUCACAUUAGUCGCUCAGCUUUCUAUGGACAGACUUCAGAUGCUGGAGGCAAUCUGUAACCACUGGGAGGGCCCUAUCAGCCUGGCCCUCUACAUGUCUGAUGCUGAGGCCCAGCAGUUCCUGCGUUACGCCCAGGCCUCGGACGUGCUGAAACACCGCAAGAAUAUCGGCUACCACAUUGUCUACAAGGAGGGCCAGUUCUACCCUGUCAACCUGCUGAGGAACAUUGCUCUCCGCCAGGCGAACACGCCGUAUGUCUUUUUGACAGACGUGGAUUUUCUACCCAUGUACGACCUCUACGAUUACCUCAGAAAAUCCAUUGUUCAGCUGGACUUGGCCCACACGAAGAAGGCGCUGGUGGUGCCAGCCUUUGAGACCUUACGCUACCGCCUCUCCUUCCCCAAAUCCAAAGCUGAGCUGCUCUCCAUGCUGGACAUGGGGACCCUUUAUACCUUCAGGUACCAUGUGUGGACCAAGGGCCACGCUCCCACCAACUACGCCAAAUGGAGGACAGCCACCACAGCCUACAAAGUGGAGUGGGAGGCUGAUUUUGAGCCCUACGUGGUGGUGAGAAGGGACUGCCCCGAGUAUGACCAGAGGUUUGUGGGGUUUGGCUGGAACAAAGUCUCCCACAUCAUGGAACUUGAUGCGCAGGAAUAUGACUUUGUGGUCCUGCCCAAUGCCUUCAUGAUCCACAUGCCCCAUGCACCCAGCUUUGACAUCUCCAAGUUCCGCUCCAGCUCCAGCUACAGGCACUGCUUGACAACGCUCAAGGAGGAGUUCCACCAGGACCUGUCCAGGAAGUAUGGUGCAGCGGCUCUUAAGUACCUUACUGCUGAGAGGAACAUCUAAGCUAAGACACUAUUGGGUGUGCCUCCCUACAUGUCAGCUAAUUCGGACAGAAGAAGUGUAGGGUGGCAUUGCAAAACAUUAUGUAUCCUAGCUAAAGGCACUUUUAAGAAGUUUGGAGAUAAAUACACCUAUGGCUUUCAAAGUUACCUGUUGAUUUUCUCCUGGAACAGCAAGAAGGACGUACUUCACAGAACUGAGAACUUUAUUAGGAUGACCAAACAAGGGCUGCUCCAAAUGUCCCUUUUUGAUUAGGAAAUGCAUACUGUUUUAUGGAACAAGUACCAAAUACAGUAAAUUAUGUCCGCUGGAAACUGGACUUCUGUGAGGAGAUUGACAUCUGGCAAAUCUUUACUUUAAAGCUUGAAAACAAUUAUGUUUCAGAUUCUUUUUUUGACAAUCAUACCAAAUGUCAUACCAGGCCUCCAAGCUGCUGUGAAGACAAACACAUUCUUUGUAAAACAUCUGUAAUGCAGAAUUGUUCACUAAUGGAUCACAAAUUAGUCACAGAUAACAGUUCUGUAUCACAAUCUGGAGAUAUGCUGGAGGGCACUUCACAAGGAAAAUUUAUCAUCCCUGGACUCUUCAAAAGACAACAGAGAGAAAGCCAAUGAAAAUAAAGUAACAUUUAGCCUUAUUGUUUUUCUUGAUAUUAAAAUGUACAUUUUUUUACAUAAGUGACUAUAAAGAAAGAUCAAUUAUGUAUAUGUUUUGAUUAUGCUAUCACUGAAGAAUGAUUUACUUUUCUAUGU